AUGGGUUACGCCAGUCGGACCACGCCAAAUUGCGCUGGCCAGCCGGAGAUAGAGACGGAUGUCGAGUGGGAGGGACAGUCGGAUAUUCUCAAAACACAGCCGAAACAGGAUGUCUCUUCUACUCCUACCCCACAAGCGGCCUCUGAUACUGACAGGCGGACGAGUUCCGCGCCUUCGUGCAUGUCGAUGGCUAGCAUUAUCUAA
Penicillium samsonianum is the source of this 204-nucleotide messenger RNA. RefSeq lists its product as uncharacterized. The transcript is spliced from 2 exons. The coding region runs from base 1 to 204 and encodes 67 amino acids. The record is from RefSeq and is a predicted model, not a curated record. Lineage: Eukaryota; Fungi; Ascomycota; Eurotiomycetes; Eurotiales; Aspergillaceae.